GCAGAUAUGGAUAAGUUACAGUGGGGAAACAAAAAAAGACUUAGGUGUUUUAAGGUGAAAGGUUCAAGUUCAAAUGGCAAAUCUGAUGGAACAAAUCUAAUUGUAAAGAAGAAAAUCACAUCUAGAGUCGUUGAUAAUAAUAACAAUAAGGAAUCUAAUAUUCUUCCUCCUAUGUCUUCUCCACAUCGUAUUAACAGGGAUUUGGGUAUGAAUAGAUCUAACGCCAAUGAGCAUCGUAAGAUAUCAGUGUCAUCCCCCGAGAAGGAGGAUCAGUAUUAUACAAUGAGAGGGUCAGUAGGCGUGGACGAUAGCAGCAAGUUGCUCGUGGAUGCAAGGGAGGAAAAGAAGAAGAUGGUUUGGCCGAAAUUGCUCAUCACAUUGUCAAGUAAAGAAAAAGAAGAAGAUUUUUUGGCUAUGAAAGGUUGCAAGCUUCCUCAAAGACCUAAGAAAAGGGCCAAGUUGAUACAAAGAACCAUUCUUUUGGUGCAACCAGGUACAUGGUUGCAAGAUUUGUGCCAAGAAAGGUAUGAAGUAAGAGAGAAGAAGACCUCUAAGAAGAAACCAAGAGGAUUGAAAGCAAUGGGAAGCAUGGAAAGUGACUCAGAAUGACAUGUUGUGAUGGAUGAAUACAAAGAGAGAAUGAGGAAACAAAGGACAGAUCCAGAGAUAGCCAAGCAAAGAGAGAUUUUGGUGUAUAUGCCAAAACUUGUGUUUAUGUAGGUCUAUUUUCCAAGAAAAGAAUAUUUAUUCCGUAAGUGAGAAAUGUGUGAAAAAGAUUGUAAGGUGGAAUUAAUGGACAUGCUUUAAAAGGAUCAUCUUAAAUUUGUGACAUAAAUGUAAUCUACCUUCCUUGCAUGAUAUUUAUAAAUGUCAUCUCUUAACAUAACAUUAAUGUUAGGAUUUGAAUUUGAGGCCCAA
Molecule: messenger RNA, 918 nt
Organism: Capsicum annuum
Lineage: Eukaryota; Viridiplantae; Streptophyta; Magnoliopsida; Solanales; Solanaceae
Exons: 4
Coding region: 7-609 (200 amino acids)
Source: RefSeq, a predicted model, not a curated record